Archocentrus centrarchus (flier cichlid) is the source of this 1582-nucleotide messenger RNA. RefSeq names its product threonine aldolase 1 (gene tha1). Gene Ontology annotation, cellular component: cytosol. The coding region runs from base 152 to 1444 and encodes 430 amino acids. Gene Ontology annotation, biological process: L-threonine catabolic process; glycine biosynthetic process. Lineage: Eukaryota; Metazoa; Chordata; Actinopteri; Cichliformes; Cichlidae. Gene Ontology annotation, molecular function: L-allo-threonine aldolase activity. The record is from RefSeq and is a predicted model, not a curated record. The transcript has 7 exons.
CCUUGAGGUCCACGCUGCUCUGCGCACGUGGAUCCGCCUGAAGGCCGUCCAUUAACUUUUCUUGCAGUCAAUGAUUAUCGAUAACUGCACCGAUACAAAGUUCAAUAAUAAAAACCGCCUGAGGGAACAUGAUUAAGAGAGGACCAUCAUCAUGCAGAGUACCACGUUUUCCUGCAGGUUUUUGUUUCAGUUCCUCAGCCGAGGUGUCGUGGGACCAGGCAAACCGCUCCGUGCGCAAAAUGCCCUCCAUCCCGUGCUAGGAUGGAUCCCCGUGAGGGGCUACUACAACUCUGCAAAGCCCCGGUACGCUGGGCCGGGAGGGGCGACCCACGUCCGAGUGGUGGACCUCCGCAGCGACACGGUGACCAAGCCGGGUCCGGCCAUGCGCCAGGCUAUGGCGGAGGCUGAAGUUGGAGACGAUGUGAUGGGAGAAGACCCGACAGUUAACGAAUUACAGGAAGUUGCAGCAGAUAUGUUUGGGAUGGAGGCCGCCCUGUUCGUCCCCUCUGGAACGAUGAGUAAUCUCAUCGCAGUGAUGGCGCACUGCAGGGAGCGGGACGACGAGAUAAUUGUGGGGGACCUGUCCCAUUUGCACAUCUACGAGCAAGGAGGAAGUGCUCAGCUGGCUGGUGUCCACUCCGUCACAGUGACCACACUCCCUGAUGGGACGUUUAACUUGGAGCAGCUGGAAUCAAAGAUCCGCCAUAAUUACCCGGACCCCCAUUACCCACGCUCACGACUCAUAUGUGUGGAAAACACACACAACAUACAAGGAGGUCGUGUGUUGCCUCUGGCUUUUUUGCAGGAGGUGCGUGCUUUAGCAGAUCGAUAUGGGCUGUCCGUUCACAUGGAUGGAGCCCGGGUGAUGAAUGCUGCUGUAGCUCAGGGGGUGACUCCAUCUACCAUACUGCAGCACACAGACACUGUCAGUGUGUGCCUCUCCAAGGGCUUGGGCGCCCCCGUGGGUACCAUGCUGGCUGGAUCUCAGGACUUCAUAUCCCGAGCGUUACGGUGCCGUAAGGCACUCGGUGGGGGAAUGCGGCAGGCAGGCAUACUGGCAGCAGCUGGAAAACUGUCUUUACAGUGUAUGGUAGGAAGACUGGAGGAGGAUCACCGCAACGCAAAAGCAUUUGCUCAAGCUCUUCUUGACUGCGAUCCUAACCUGUUUGCUGUGGACAUCGCUACCGUAGAGACAAACAUCCUGCGUUUCCACCUGCAGGAUCCCAGUUUGAGUCCCAGUGAGUUCUGUGCCCGCAUGGCUCAGGUUGGUGAGGGCGAGGAGGCGGCACUGGGGCAGGGUAUACAAGUUCUCAUGUACCCUCAUUUUGGGAACUCUGUCAGGGCCGUGUGGCAUCUUGGGAUUUCUCCUGAAGACACUCAGCUGGCCAUCCAGAAAAUGCAGUUUGUGGCUUCUCAGCAUGCGGAAAAAAUCAGGACCAAGUGAAACUCAACAUUUUUACUGUCAUAAUGAGGCCUAAUCUUUGAAUACUUACAGAGUGAUACAGUAUUAUAAUAAGGAUGUGAACCUAUUUAUAUGAUUAUUAAUUUCCUUUUUACACAUUAAAUGUGAUUAACCACGGCA